AUGGCACCGAAGUGCCGCGCCCCCGCAUUGUGGCCGCCGCGGCUGCUGGUUGCGAGCCGUCCCGCCGACGGCGUGAUGCCGCGCUGUUGGACUCGCCAGGAGGAGGAGGAGGAGGAGGAGGAGGAGGAGGAGGAGGAGGCCCGACUGACCCAGGUUUGCACUGAUUCGGGCAAGCAGAUCCCCGAUGCGGUGCCUCGCGCCCAUGAGCCUGUGUGUGCAGGCGCGCUCGGCGACGAGACCCCCCGCGCCGCGCUGACGAAGUCCCUCCUCCGCGGGCACAAGGACGACAGCGUCAACUGCCUCGCGGCCGACGAGGCCGAGCGCUCGCUUGUGUGCUCUGGAGGCGCGGAUGGCGUCUGCCGCCUCUGGGACCUGCGCGCCAACCGCCGCGCCAGCGUCCAGGCGGCCGUGGCCGGCGCGGAGGACGGCAUGGGCCGGGGAGGGCCGACCUCGCUGCACGCCCUGCACGCCCGCCAGCGUCGGCCGCUGGAGCACCCGAGCCUCGGAAGGUUCAACGAUAUGGUCCACAGCAAGUACCACGUAGCCAUGAGUAUCGGUUCAAUUGCUGGAUUCUACCCCUUCCAUGCUGGCCCAGCCACCCUACCUGUCGCGAGACUCCUGUCCAUGAGGGAUGACAUUCAGGUUGCCGUGGCAGGCUGGAGCACCUCCGUGUUGGUGGCCGAGGAUUCGGGCGCAGUGCACCUGCUGGACGUCAGGACUUGGUCCCACGAGGAGACCUUGGAGCCUGCGCGAGACGAGGAGGAGGACGAGGAGGACGAGGACGAGGACGAGGAGGAGGAGGUUGAGGAGGAGGAGGAGGAAGAGGAAGCAGGCGAGGCUGCGGCGGAGAGGCGAGAAGACCCGGAGGCCGAAGCGGGCGGCGGCCCGGAGGCAGAGGAGGAGGGGGCCGCCGCCGGCCCCGAGCGGAGGGGCGAGGCGGCCGGCCGCCGGGUGGGCCACUGCAGCAUCUGCAGCUGCCUCGCGGUCCGCCCCGGCCACAGCUCCGACUUUGCCUCUGGCGGCCUGGACUGCGCGGUUAUCCUCUGGAGGCGGAGCGCCCGCGCCAGCGCUGGCGCGGCGUGCGAGGGCCGGAAGGUGCAGCUGCCGCCCGACCUGGACGAGGCCUCCGCGACCUCCGCGGGCGGCUGCCAGCUGCUCAACCCGCACUUCGUGCACUCGCUCUCCUACGCGCCCGACGGCGGCAGCCUGGCCGUGGGGCUCGGCGACGGGACGGUGGCGCAGCUGGACGCGGGCUCGGGGCGCCUGUGUCGGAGGCUGCGGGGCCACGCCUCCGCGGUCGCCCAGGUCCUGCACGCGCCCGCGGGGCUCUUCUCCGCCGGCAACGACCUGGGGAUCUGCCUCUGGGGCCCGGCGGCGCCCGCGCCGAUGCUGCGGCUGUCGCACCCGGAGAAGGUGAACGGGCUCGCCUGGGCGGGCUCGGCCCUGCUGGUGGCUGGCCUGGGGCGCGACGUCGUGGCCUACGAGGGCUUCGGCCGCUGA
This is a messenger RNA of Prorocentrum cordatum, 1500 nucleotides long. The record is from the annotation of a GenBank genome assembly. NCBI's taxonomy places the organism in Eukaryota, Dinophyceae, Prorocentrales, Prorocentraceae.